Molecule: messenger RNA, 1320 nt
Organism: Clupea harengus (Atlantic herring)
Lineage: Eukaryota; Metazoa; Chordata; Actinopteri; Clupeiformes; Clupeidae
Gene: ndel1a
Product: nudE neurodevelopment protein 1-like 1a
Exons: 11
Coding region: 229-1263 (344 amino acids)
Biological process (GO): mitotic centrosome separation; vesicle transport along microtubule; microtubule nucleation
Cellular component (GO): centrosome; kinetochore; kinesin complex
Molecular function (GO): microtubule binding
Source: RefSeq, a predicted model, not a curated record
CUCAUGUGACCAAUCAUUCGGUUUGACGGAGCGACCGAGCAUGGUGGCAUACCGAACUGCACGGGUGUAGCCAGCUAAUCCAUAUCACAGAUGAAGGCAGCUACUGGAAAUGAACAGGACUGACAAUCACUGGAAUGUUAAGUUAGCUGUACCAGCUAGUUAGCGAUCAUAGGACAGUUGAGGAACCACCAUUCCCCAGCCAACGUUGGAAGCUAAGGUUAACCUAUCAUGGACGCAAAUAUGAUGCCGAAGUUCUCUUCGAAAGACGAGGAAAUUGAGUACUGGAAGGCGCUGUCCCUGAAGUACAAGAAUAGCUACCAGGAGGCGCAGGAGGAGCUGCUGGAGUUCCAGGAGGGCAGCCGAGAGCUGGAGGCGGAGCUAGAGGCCCAGCUGGGGCAGGCGGAGAGCCGCAUGAGGGACCUGCAGGGCGAGAACGAGCGGCUGCAGAACGAGGUCGAGUCCCUCAAGGAGAAACUAGAGCAGCACUAUGGUCAAAGCUAUAAGCAGAUCUCGAUGCUGGAGGAUGACUUGGGCCAGACGAGGAGCAUCAAAGAGCAGCUCCACAAAUACGUCAGGGAGUUGGAGCAGGCCAACGACGACCUGGAAAGAGCUAAGAGGGCUACGAUAGUGUCGCUGGAGGACUUUGAGCAGCGUCUGAACCAGGCCAUUGAGAGAAACGCCUUUCUGGAGAGCGAGCUGGAUGAGAAGGAGUCACUCCUCGUGUCCGUACAGAGACUGAAGGAUGAAGCAAGAGACCUGAGGCAGGAGCUGGCAGUGAAGGAGCGGCAUACGGACGUCAGCAGGAUGUCAGCGCCCAGCUCGCCCACGCUGGACAACGACAAGAUGGACUCCGCCGUCCAGGCCUCGCUCUCUCUCCCUGCCACGCCGCUCGCCAGGAGCUUAGACAACGCCUUCGCCAGCCAGAAAGUGCAGUCCAAUGGCUGUGCCAGCUCAGCACUGACGCCGUCCGCCAGAAUCACGGCCCUCAACAUCGUGGGUGACCUCCUGCGGAAGGUUGGGGCUCUGGAGUCUAAGCUCGCCGCAUGUCGGAACUUCGCCAAAGACCAGGCGGCCAGGAAGAACUACGCCACCAACAGCAACGGGAACCUGGUCAACGGGGACGUCACAAAGUUCUCGCACGCGCUCCACACGUCCUACUUCGACAGAGCCAGGACGAUAAACGGAUUGGAUCCUGGUGCCCUGACUGUUAUCUCCGCCCCGACCGCUUCGUCACCGUCUGCUCUAGUGCCCCUCAGCGUGUGAUGUGUGUGUGUGUGUGUGUGUGUGCACUCACACACACACACACACACACACACACAC